Messenger RNA from Cheilinus undulatus (humphead wrasse), 5460 nucleotides. RefSeq names its product family with sequence similarity 49 member A (gene cyria). NCBI's taxonomy places the organism in Eukaryota, Metazoa, Chordata, Actinopteri, Labriformes, Labridae. Gene Ontology annotation, molecular function: small GTPase binding. The record is from RefSeq and is a predicted model, not a curated record. Gene Ontology annotation, biological process: regulation of actin filament polymerization. The transcript is spliced from 12 exons. The coding region runs from base 193 to 1167 and encodes 324 amino acids.
AUGAGCUGUGCGUGUUGUUGUCUGUUGCUGCCGGGGACAAGUAGAGCUGCCAAGGUCGGUGAAAGUACGGCUCAUAUCAAGAUUUCAGUCCAUUACUCUUGAAAAAGUCCUACCUCCAGACACUUACAGAGACAAAGAGAAAGCGGAUGAUAUAGACAGCAACCCAAGGUCCUCCACCAGAGAAGAAACCAAAUGGGGAAUCUGUUAAAAGUACUCACUUGCACAGAGCUUGAACAGGGGCCAAACUUUUUCCUUGACUUUGAAAAUGCACAGCCGACAGAAGGAGAGCGAGAGGUGUGGAACCAGGUGAACUCAGUCCUCCAGGACUCAGAGAGCAUCCUGUCAGGGCUGCAGGCAUACAAAGGAGCUGGUCAGGAGAUCAGAGAUGCUAUUCAAAACCCAAACGACUUCAUGCUGCAGGAGCGAGCCUGGAACUCUGUCUGUCCACUCGUCAUCAAACUCAAGAAGUUUUACAGUUUUUCUCUCAGAUUAGAGGAAGCUCUGCAGAGUUUGUUGGAGUGCCUGACCUGUCCGCCCUUCACGCCCACUCAGCACCUGGAGAGGGAGCAGGCGCUGGCUAAACAGUUUGCUGAGAUCCUCCACUUCACUCUGCGCUUUGAUGAGCUUAAGAUGAGAAUUCCUGCCAUCCAGAAUGACUUCAGCUACUACAGAAGAACCAUCAGUCGAAACCGGAUAAACAACAUGAAUUUGGAUAUUGAGAAUGAAGUCAACAAUGAGAUGGCCAACAGGAUGUCAUUAUUCUAUGCCGAGGCCACGCCCAUGCUGAAAACUCUCAGCAACGCAACCACAAACUUUGUGACAGAGAACAAGACUCUUCCACUGGAGAACACAACAGACUGUCUCAGCACCAUGGCCAGCGUGUGUAAAGUCAUGUUGGAGACACCGGAAUAUUCGAGUCGUUUCAGCAGUGAGGACACACUCCUAUUUUGUAUGAGGGUCAUGGUGGGUGUCAUCAUUCUUUACGACCACGUCCACCCAAACGGCGCCUUCAACAAGUCCUCAAAAAUAGACAUGAAAGGCUGCAUAAAAGUCCUGAAGGAUCAGCCGGCAGACAACGUAGAAGGCCUCCUGAAUGCUCUCAAAUUCACGACAAAACACCUGAACGACGAGUCCACUCCGAAGAACAUCCGGACGAUGCUCCAGUAAUGUUUCUUUUUAUAUAAAUAGAUAUGAAGAGGAUCAAUGCUCUGACCUCAAAUAAGAUGUAAAUGUUUACAAUAUUUAAAAAGACUCGAUGUUAAUACUUGUGUGUAUUUGCAUAGUCAUUCCCUCCAAGAUUAAAAUCUGCAGAACGUGCACCCUCUACUUAGCAAAAAAAAAAACAAAAAAAACAAAAAACGUAAAUUUGAUAGAAUCACAUGAAAUGCCUCGACUGUUAACAGCUGUUAAAGCACAAAUAACAGACACCUAUCAGCCUUAUAUAACGGAGCUUUGAGAGCAGCACUUGGAAAUAAAAGAACAAGGCAGCAUUAAAAUUGCCUUAAUCAAUCCUUUCAAUCUUUUAUUUGACAAUGGAGCAAGGUUAUUGAACAGGUGUUAAUCAAAUCAGCUUAAAUGAAUGAAUCUGUUUUUGGAAGGUGAGGUUUUAAAAUCUGACAUGAUCUUGUUUGUAUCACAUUUAUCGAGAAAAUUUAACAUGCAUUCAGACAAGUGAAGUUCUUCCUGUGUUUUCACUUCUUAUGUAAGUUGCACAGGUGAGCUCAAUCAUUAAAAUGCACAUUUUGUUGCAGUGAAGGGCUAAAUAUUGAGAGCAGAUAAGGGAUGGGUUGGUUUGUAUGUUUUGCUCUAAGCAUUAGAGUGUUUUCUCUUUUAUAGUUAGCCUUUGUAUUUUGUCUUCUUUUUUUCAAACUCUAACCAUGUGCAACUAUCAAAAAAUCCACUGUGAACAUCGUAAAUGCACAUCAGGCAAGAUUCACUAUAUUGAAGUCUGAAUAAAGGGAUAUUUUGGUACUUUUGAAGUUGAGUUCUGUGAGGUACUUGGGGUUAGUCUCCAGAGAUUUAAGUAAGCUUUGCAAAAAAAUUUUGAAGCCUCUGGCACUAUUUUGCAAUGCGAGCUUUGGCUAUGUCCCCUUCUGCCUCAGGGUAUCAGAACAGCUUUUUGCAUCUGUUGGCUCAGAAAAAAAAAAAAUUAAGCUUAAACUAGUAAUUUCAGCUCGAUUUUCCAUUUUAACAGAUGACACGUAGUUUUCAGAAGGUAAAUAUAUUUUGUCCUCUCAUUAUCACUCAGAGAAAUAAAGCAACAGCCAUAAACUUAUUUGGAUGACAAAUUUUCAUUCAGCUUUCUUUAUCGGGUUUGGUUUUCUCCAUCUUAUCUUCAGAAAGUUAAAGAAGUCGGGGAACUCUGGAUAGGUAUUGAUGCAGGCUGUUGCAGGCAUCUGUGUGCUGCUAUCAUUGAUCAGAAAUGUCCUUUAGAAGGGUUGAUGAGUCCCACUCCAUCUGUAGAAGUUCUUAUGCUUACUCCUGCUCAUAAAAGUAUCCCCGUAUAUCCACAGUAAACGAUGCAUCAUCUUCACUUGAGUCAAAAUUGCUAAUUUUAGUAUUUUUUAAGCUUAGUUUGUUGUUGUUUCCUCAGAUGAAGCCUGAAGAUGCAAAAGGCUGAUAGUACCAAACUCAGAGGCUUUCUGGGUGAAAAAUAAAAUGCUUAAAACAUUUUUGAUAUAGUGUGCAGUUGAGCCAACAUCGUUUUUGGCUCAUUUUUAGCCAAAACUCACUAAAUUACACAGACGAUUGUACCUGUCUGUGGUGUUUCAUAGUCUGCUUCUAUUUGAAGGGGCAACGCUCUCUGAAAUCUCUGAAGGCUGAUGACAUGACUGUUACCAAGUACCUCAUACAACCCAACAUCCAAAAUGCUGAAAUAUCCAUUUAACUUAAAGGUUUUGCUCAGUACUUUCACAUGCACAUAGAAAAAGUUAAAUAAUAAUCUGAGUAAAACAGGGCUGCAGGGCUCUGGAGUCAUACUAAAUUAAAUUCAAAGGCCGACUGACACAUCUUGCCUUUGCACCAGGUUUUUGCCUGCAUAAAGUCAAGCAGCAUAAAUGCACGGUGGAAGUGGUGCUGGAGUCUAUCGACAACACCAUUAUAUUGAUAACAUGCAUUAUAUCUGUUCUAUAAGUGAAGUGCAGGGCAUGUACAAAAUGUACAGACCUGUAAAACUGUUCGUUCUUUUGCUUUUUUACUUGCAGCUGGUAAGCUACUGAAACAAAGUCCUAUGGUAACUAGCUGAAAGGACCUAGCAGAGCAGAUUGUCAUGGUAGUGUCCUAACAGCAUGCACAGACAUUGCGUCACAUUGUAUGCUUACUGUCAACACCGCAUCAGUCAAAAAUGGAAUUCUCUACAUGAUGAAUUUUAAGCCCCCUUUGUAAACAGUAUAACAUCUCCUGCUUUUAAUUUGAAUGCAGACAAACAGCAGUGUGGCGAGCCUUUGAAGGUGUUGAGACAAAUACUUGAACAGUUUUCCUCAGUCAGAGUGUAGUGUUUCAGUCACAGAUAUGGAUAUUAUGAAGAGUGUGUUGAGUGAGCAAAGUGAAAGAAAAUCAAGAAAAAUAUUUCUGUCAGACACUCCUGAUGCCUCGUCAUCAACAUUUUUCUUGGUUCCUCGUCCAUCUCAAUACAAGUGUCAGAGAGGAAAAUGACAAGAGCUAAACGGCACACCAUAUCACACUGCAUCACCUGCAAGUUAUGUUGCAGUGUGGAUCAGUGUAACAGAGCUUAUUCCUCGCUCUAGUAUGUGCUUAGAAUAUAGAGUCAGGAAUACUUCCAUCAAUAAAUCCUCUGAUGCUUGUUUACUAGGAAAAAGAACAGUAUUCCAGUUAACUGUAUAAACUUAACUGUGCAUGUAAACGUACUGACUAACUGAAAAGGCAGUGAUGGUGGAACAUGAAGUCCAAUCAACCCAUGAAAUGUUGAAUGAAUUGUUUUGUGGCAGUGUUCUCAAUGAUAGUUCAUGUUUGCCAUGUUUUUAAGUGGCUUUUUGUGGCUUUUGUAUUAAACAGAAAACCUUUACUUCUCAACAAAUUGUUUGUUUUUUCACUGAACCAUUCUAAAGAAUAUUGUCCUUCCUUAAUUAACAUCUACUUUCUUUAAAAUAAGGAGAAUUGGUUUAACUUUUUAUUACCAAAAAGGCUGGAAAGGAAAAGUUCAUUUCUUUAAGUGGUAAGAUAAUUAUUACAAAGUUGUUUCGUUUUUUUUAUGUUAAGCCAGUUUGAAAACAAAUGACUCUGUAUUUUGUGUUUGAACAAGCUUAAACUUAGUAUAUCAAACUAUUCCCAGGAUCAUUUCCUGUCAUCACAACAGGCUGCUUAAACUUACAGUUCAGAUUUGCCUUAAAUUGGACUGUUGAAGUAUCUUUAAAUGAUUUUGUUAAUGAUCCCAACAUGUAAGGAUCUAGAUUGUGUUCUUAUGAUAUCCUCACUCAUCCUUCUAACAUAACACACGUGCGACAGCAGCUUCUUCAUACUUUAACAAGCUCAGAAGGUCAGACAAUCUCUGCUGCACGCUGCUUUAAGUUAGUAUUUUAUAAACUUUUCUUAAUAUUUCUUCUUCCCAGACAAAAAAAUGAUCAGAUUUCUUUUAUUUCAAUAUCUACAUUUAUAAUUAUAAACUCACUGACCAUUUUAUUAGGCAUACUUAUGCAAAUAUCUAAUGAACAACAAUGCAGCAACCAAUGCAUUCAGGCAUGUAAAUGCCAUAUCUACAUGCCUAGACGCUUUGGCUGCUGCCAUCUUAUUGGCUGAUAAAAUACUUGCAUUAGCAAGCAGAUUAGCAGAUGUACCUAAUGAAGUGAUCUGUGAGUGUACUUUGCCCACCCUGUGAAAUCAGAACAUGGAAAUGUCAGUGGCUUGUUGCCUUAAAGACCUGUGAAACCUUUAAAGACAAUAUUUCUAUUUUUCAUUCACAGCACAGAUACUUUAAUUUUAUUUGAAACAUAAACCACACAGUAUGUACACAGAUCCAUUCACAUUAACAUUUAGUAGGUUAACAUUACAAUAACAAGUCGGGUAUCUACUAUUCUUUACGUCUUUUUAUGUUCUUAUUGUAUUUAGUAAUAUAUAUCUGUGUGUGAGCCAUAAUUUGAAUGCAACGUUUUGUUUUGUUUUUUAAUGCAAUGAGUGAAAACUGUUCAUGGACGAGACGUCGAGCGAGGUGUAUGCGUGAUACUGAUAAUUCAUAUCUGACUGAAGUGGCUUUAAAGAUGAAAAUGAGUCUUCUGUCAAGUUUGAUGUACACAAAGCUUCUCUCUUAGCCAUAGAUAUGCUACUGUGUGUUGUAUGCCAGAUGUUUUGAAUUCUGAGACAAAAAAGUUUUUUCUUUUGUCUUAAACUGACAGUUCUGUUUAAUAUUUUGGAGUCCAGACUCACUGUUUGUAUUAAUUGCUUUGGCUUUGUAUUGAAAUUUGAAUGGGACGUGUGGAUUGGAUAAUAAAGGUGGUACAUUUCUUA